Messenger RNA from Lymnaea stagnalis (great pond snail), 494 nucleotides. NCBI's taxonomy places the organism in Eukaryota, Metazoa, Mollusca, Gastropoda, Lymnaeidae. The record is from the annotation of a GenBank genome assembly.
CUGCUGCUUUCUGCAAUAGGGUUAAAGGUAGGAGGGUCAAAAAGCAUCAUGAGAUGAUAUUAAACUAGCUUUGAUCAAGUGCAUAUUUUGUCCAACCAGGAUUUUAUUAUCUCUGGAUCUGCCACCAAGUUGUAAGUACAGGUAGUAGUUAAUCUAAUUGACAGACAGAAGAAUCCUGGAGGUUGCUUUUAUUUCGCUUGGUUCCCUUUUAUUACUUUUAAAAAUAACUUUAUAUUGUAUACACAGUUAUCUCCAUAUGUGAUAUUUUUAAUUAAAUGUACUACAAAUAUGUGCUUCUUACUUGUCAACCAAACUUUUUACUUCCAUAGAUUGUGUCAACCACAAAAGCUGCAACAGAAUUUAUGAAGAAAUCCUUGCUCCACAUCCAGGCAGGGUGUCUUGGAGCAGACAUUGCCAAUCUGACCCGGGAAGCACUCCAGUGCUUGAUAAAUCAGGAGCUAGUUGUCCAGAUGAGGGGAAAUGAUGAGAACAGU